CCACGGACCCCGCAGCCCCCAUGGACCCCAUGGCCAGGAGGAGGAAGAGUCGGAAGAAAGGGAAGGAGAAGCUCGCGGUGGUGGAGGAAGCUGAGGAAGGGGGGAACGGUGCCGCGGGGCGAGCGGCCGAGAUCGAGCGGCUGAUGCAAGCUGGGCACCGGGCGCUGGGGCUGCGAGACGUGCGGGGGGCCCUGGCAUGCUUCAGGAAGGCAUUCCUGCUCUCGCUGGGCACCGCGAGCCCCCGGCUCCGCAGGGUUUGUGCCUUCAACCUGGGGGCUGCCUACGUGGAGGCUGGGAAGCCCAGAAAGGGCCUAAAAUUCCUCCUCGAGUCCCAGCCCGCAGAGGGUGAACCCCUUGGGGGGCUUUAUUUCAACAUUGGGGCGGCUGACGAGGGGCUCAGGGACUUCCCAAAGGCUCUGGAGUAUUUUGGCAAAGCGGCCGGGCCGUGCCGCGCCGGCAGCCAGGCGGUGGAGAUGGGCUGCUGCUACCUGGGGAUGCAGGAGCCAGCACGAGCCGCCCGGUGCUUCUUGGAGGCCGCGCACAGCUACGCGGUGGCCGAGAGCCCCGAGGCCGCCGCGGUGGCUCUGAGCAGGGCGAGCGGCUCCAUGCUGCAGAGCCGGCGGUUCGGGGCGGCAGAAAUCGCACGGAUCCUCACCUGGUGUCGCUCGCUCUGCGACAGCAUCGCCGACCCGGCCCUGCGAGGGAAGCUCUACAAUGAGGUCGGCCUCGGCUUCUCCCAGCUCCACGUCUUCUCCCUGGCCAGCGAGAGCUUCGAGCGAGCCCUCGCCCUGUGCCAGGGCACGUUGGGGCGGCGAGGGGAGGCUGCGCUGCUGCAGAACCUGGGCGCUGCCCGCAACGCACUGCGCAGCUUCGGCACGGCCCUGGGCUUGCACCGGCAAGCAGCGGCGCUGCACGGUGCCGUGGGGAACCGGAGGGCCCAAGGGCAGUGCUUCGGAAACCUGGCAUACGCCUUCAGCCAGCUCGGGAACCACGAGGCUGCCGCAGAGAAUUACCUCCACGCCCUGCAAGCCUUCCGGGAUUCGGGGGACGUGCAGGGGCAGUGGCAAGCAUGCGAGGGGCUGGGAGCCGCCCGCUUCCACCUGGGGAACCCCCAGAAAGCCGUCGGGCACUACCAGGAGGCCCUGACUCUGCUGUCCCACUGCCCGGUAAGGGAAACCCCAGGGCCAGACCCUCCGGUGCGUGGUGAGCGCCAGCCCCAGCGCAGGGACAGACUCGCCUGGGGGGGCUUUCUCCUCCGCAGGGCACCCCCAGGGCGGCCAGCGAGCGGAUCGUCAGCCAGCUCACCCGUGCCCUCCAGCACCAGCUCUGCCUCCACCGCCACCUCUCACGUUGGGGUGCCCCGGUGCCGGUGA
This is a messenger RNA of Cygnus olor (mute swan), 1373 nucleotides long. It is a transcript of the gene TTC24, whose product is annotated as tetratricopeptide repeat domain 24. Gene Ontology annotation, molecular function: protein binding. The transcript is spliced from 4 exons. Bases 21 to 1373 code for a protein of 450 amino acids. The record is from RefSeq and is a predicted model, not a curated record. NCBI's taxonomy places the organism in Eukaryota, Metazoa, Chordata, Aves, Anseriformes, Anatidae.